AAGAACGCCAUCUAUAUAUUCUAUCCCCAACCCUAACUCUCGUACUACUCCGGAUCGCGAUCUCCUUCCCUGCCUGCUCUCUCUCCGGCGGAAGCAACAAGCAUCGACGUGUGGUCGAUCCACUUCAAGAACAAUGAACAUCUUUGUCAAGAACCCCACCGGUAGAACCAUCCGGGUCUGGGUGCACCCAUCAGACACCUUCCGUUCCGUCAAUGAGAAGAUAUCCAGAAGCGGUAUCACCUCAUCUUCAAUGGGGUGCAGCUAGAGGAUGACAGUACAUUGGCCGAUUACAACAUCCAGCAGGACUCCACUAUUGACCUUGAAGAGAAGACGCAGAUCUACGUGAUGGAGACACUGAUGGGCAGGAUCAUCAACAACCUUGACGUUGACAUCCUAGACACUAUCGACCGUGUGAAGGCCAAGAUCUAUGCCCUCCAGGGCUUCCCCAUAGAUCAGCAGUGCCUCAUCUUCGCUGGCAGGCGCCUAGAAAACGGGAACCGCACCUUGGCAGACCACAACAUCUGCAAGGAGUCCACAAUACUCCUUGUCCUCCACCCGUGUAUUCCGAGAGGAGACAUGAUCCAGAUCUUCGUGAAGGUGCUGACUGGGAAGACCAUCACUCUCGAGGUUGGGAGCUUGGACACCAUUGAUAGCGUCAAGGUGAAGAUCUAUGAGAGGAACUACGCCCCUUUCCCGAAGGAGCAACGCCUCAUCUUUGCUGCCAGGCAGCUGGAGAGUGGCACCUUGGCGGACUACAAGGUUCAUGAGGAGUGCACCCUUCAUUUGUGUCUACGUCUUCGUGGUGGUUGAGAUGGAUGGAUGGCCGUGGCAACCACUAGUUUUAUUUUGCUGGAGUCUUCCUUCCGGGUGAAAUUUGUGGUGUGUUUGUGACUUAUGAGUAAAACUAACAUUCUAGUGUGUUAGAAUAUCUUGCUCCAGUCUUGUUGCUUUCAAGUAGGGAUG
Messenger RNA from Triticum aestivum (bread wheat), 963 nucleotides. Its product is annotated as polyubiquitin-like. NCBI's taxonomy places the organism in Eukaryota, Viridiplantae, Streptophyta, Magnoliopsida, Poales, Poaceae. The record is from RefSeq and is a predicted model, not a curated record. Gene Ontology annotation, molecular function: protein binding. The transcript has 2 exons. Bases 346 to 810 code for a protein of 154 amino acids.